ACAGCUUAAGCACACUUGACUUUGAAUAUAGUGCAGGGGUCGGUACAGUGACUUUUAUGGGAUUUUAUUUUUAACAUUUGGCAGUUUUCCAUGGAAGAAAGGAAGUCAUACGUUUUGGAAAGACAUGACGAUUUCAGGAAAUAUGGACUCCAGCGGUGUUGCACUAGGUUUGGAUGUGGAUAAUAGUUUUGGACAGAUGAUUUGGCAGAACCUCCCAUCCAUGGUCCAUCUGGAUGUCCUGUCUUCUAAGGGUUCUCCUCAGCUCCCAGAGGUGCUGCUGUCGCCUUUGUUUCAGGAUUCACGUCCCAAAGCCUUUCUGCUUUCAAGCCCUGAGCCACUACUCACCCUUCUCUCCUUGAACCGAAACUCACCGGGUACUCCAUUAGGCGCUCCACAGAUGCCCAUUCUUGAAGACAAUGAACAAGACUGGGUAGAGCACGGUCACAACCUCACACAUGGUUUUUCUACAAGAGAUUGCCAAGCUGGCAGCAAAUCACUUUUCUUAGAGCAAGCACCACAGCGCAGCAGGAGGAACAAUGCUUUAAACCAAACACUGGUUGGCAGUGUGGAGGAAAUAAAAGAAGGAUUGAUGAUUCAGUCAUUGUGGCAUCUCUCCCAGCACGUUUCGUUGGCGAAUCGAGCCAGUUGUUUACAACAGAGGGUGUUGGCGAUGCUUGGUGAACAUGCUUGUAGACACUAUAACCACCAACUGGAUGGUUUGAAGAAGGAACUUCUUGAAGCACAUUGUUCCUCAAAGUUGACAUCAGGGCAUCUUUUUGAGACUUUUAAGGCUGUAGAGAUGCAGGAGGUAGAGCAGGCUCUUAUGAGAAACCUCCAGUACCCUCAAGCACAUAAGCAGCCUCUGAAAUUCAGGGAUUUGCAGAAUUUAGCACACAAUGGUCAUGCUGUUUUGCAUGGAGUGCUGGAGGCUCUGGACUCAGAUGCCACCGUGAGCAGCUCAGAUGAAGAGUGGGACCAUGACGACACCAAAGGGACCUCAGUGGAAUCACAUUGUCAUGUCUGUGAAUGGAGAUGGCUGAAGGACAGAGCUGAACUCUGCAGUCGCUGGACGUGGCUCCAGAUGAGAGUGUCUGAGCUGGACUCUCAGAUUCAGCAGCUUGGAAAACUCAGGCAGCAGAUUCUCUCUAAUAAGGGUCGUGUGAUUUUGGCGGAGUCUCAGCCCCUGACGGACAAGCAGAUCCAACACACCUUGUGGACAGAGACUAUGGAUCUAUCAUUCACAGCUGGCAAUAUGCGAGAUUUGCACUCUGAUCUAGAGAUGGAGCCCAGCAGCCCCACUCGCCUUCUGAGGAACAUUGAGAGACAGAGUGCCCAGCUGACUCAGAUUGUGAACAGCCUGAUGCCAUCUUUGUGUGCCUCUCCUUCCUCAUCACCAAUGUCUAAAGGACCCUGCAAUCACUGGAGAGGUCAACAGAAAACAGCUUACAGUGGUGGACCACAGAGUUUACACAAAGCCAGGCAGAAGAGGAAGAGAACAUGUCACAGACGACAGUACCUCCCUCAGGUGGAUGUCACCUGUAUGUCAGCCCGGACUCGACCCCUUCUGACUUAUCACAAGCCUAGACUUUUCGUCAUGGACCCAUUGUCUCAUAAAGAGCAGGUUCUGGAGUCUUCCUCUUCUCUUUGUCCCAAUUGUGCAUCCUGUGAUCCUGCAUGUCACCACAGAAAAGAGAGAACAGAUGGCAAAGUGCAUCCUGUUCUAUCACUUUCCUCAGAAACUCCAUCAUCCUUCCAUCUGCAAAGUUCUCUAUUUAAAGACAGUUUGCUUCAGCGAUCUCUCCUCCUUAAAACUGAGCACUCCAGACCUCAUUACCGUCUCCGAUCCGGAGGCAGAGUCUCCCGCUCUUUAUUCCAUUGCAAUCAUCAGCUGAAAAACGAGAGGCGUUUGAAAAGACACAGAAGGGAGAGCACUCCUAUACGAUGGGCACGUACCCGAGACCACCACAGUCAAGAUUACAGGGAGGGCAAGAGGAGGCGGCGCUGCUCUAAAAGAACAAUGGACAUCUCCAGUAUUACACCCAAGUCUGAUCUGGUCUUCCAGAGUGAUGACAGUCAUGUAGAGGAAUCUUCAGAGGAUGUGACCAUCUCUUACUGUACACCUACACAACAGAGAAACUCACAGUUUUCAUCGCGCAGGAGAAACUGUGAGAGUAUUUUCAGCACUGAUGACAUUGUCGUUCCUAUGUCUCUGUUCGCAUCAGUGAAAGUGGAAAGACUUCUGUAUAAGGACAUUUUGACACCCAGUUGGCGAAAGGUGAAUAUUUCGCCUUUAUUGAAAAGAGACGAGGAUGAGCAGGAGGAAAGGAUGUCAGAUGAAGAUUUCUUUCAGAGGCACAAGAGUUAUGAGCAUAGAGAGAAACUACUGGGAUCCUACUGGGAUCAGGACAGAAGACACAGCAUCAGGCCAUCCAGGAAAAGUUGGUCUUCAGUAUCUGCGAGAGACCAUCUUGCUCACUGUCGCCCACCUGUACAUUCUCCUGUUCCCUUCACCUGGACCUUCAGUCCUUCUGAAGAUCCAUCAGAAUCCAGUGUGGAUGAACAAGAGCCACUGCAACCAUGGAGAAGACAUCUUAUCUUUUAGGAGGAAAGGAUCCAAGAUUGAGAUGUGAGAACAGCUCAAAGUAAGACGUGCAUGUCUAAUAGAAUUUGCUUCUUAAUCAAGCAUUUCAAAUCAGCGCCAUAUUGCUUCACUAUCCUUAUUUUGAUGGAGUUUGAUUCAUCUGGAUAUUCCUAAUAAACUUUAAUAAAGCUAGAUAACGCCCUCUAUAAAGUGUCAGAACUAGGAAUAACAUGCACACAUUAUAGUGACUGCUCAGUGCUGAAUUGAUGAAUAUAUGCUGAUUAAUUACCUUUUUAAAUCAUGAAUCCUGAAAAAGGUAUCACUGUUUAAACAAAAUGUUAAGCAGCACAACUGUUUCCAACAUUGAGAAUAAUAAGAAAUGAUUCUUGAGCACCAAAUCAGCAUAUAGUCAGUCAUAAGUGUCAAUUUUCUAAAAUUAAGAUUUAGACAUUAUCUGAAAGCUGAAUAAAUAAGCCUAGCAUUGAUGUAUGGUUUUGAUGUAUGGUUUGUUGAAAAUCUGGAAUCUGAGGGUGCAAAAAAAAAACAAAAAAAAAAAAAUCAAAAUACGGAGAAAAUCACCUUUAAAGCUGUCCAAAUGAAGUUCUUAGCAAUGCAUAUUACCAAACAAAUGUUAAGUUUUUAUAUAUUUACAGUUGGAAAUUUACAAAAUAUCUUCAUGGAACAUGAUCUUUACUAAAUGUCCUAAUAAUUUUUGGAUAAAAAAAUCAAUAAUUUUGACCCAUACAAUGUAUUGUUGGCUAUUGCUAUAAAUAUACCCGUGCAACGUAUGACUGGUUUUGUGGUCCAGGAUCACAUAUAUUCAAAUAGAAAAGUUAUUUUAAAUGCGUGAGCGCAAGAGCCUUCUUUUAAAAACAUUACCUUUAAACGUUAGUGUAAAUCAUUUCAGAUUGGAACCACGUUUAGACACAGAGUCAGUUUUGUACUUCUUUAUAGUUAAUUAAAAUGCACACUUACUACAGUUAAAGUUUGAGAGACAAAUUGGAACCAAGUGUUAAAUACAGUGGAGAAAAUAAAUGCUGUUUUGUUGGUCAUUUGUUUGACUGAUUAUUCUGUACUGUUUACAGACUUCCAGAGCACCAAAGCACAACAUCAGAGGUGAACCAGGAAAUGACAUCGUAAUAAGGCAGAAUCUCAGCCAUCGUGGUUCUACUCUUUUGGAUAAAACACUCUUUUAGUAUUUAAAGAGUUUUGACAGAUAUUUUUCACAUUGUUUCCUCUGUCCCCUCAGUUUUUUUUUUUUUUCUAAAAGAUUUGUUUACAGUGUAAUUGAUUAAAUAUCUUAAGCCAGACCCUUAACAGUAUCAACUGUAAGGCAUUACAUUAUUUAUGCAGCCUAUUUUGUUAUUUAUUGUAAUAUUAGUACAAUGUAUUGGUCUGUGUUCACAUUUUUUGGGGAAAAAAAUUAUAUAUGAUUUUCCUAUAAAUCUCAUCUUUUAUUAGAAUUUAUCCAGUACUGUGGGAAAAGUGUUGGUAAAUGUAUGUAAGUUUACCUCAUACUACAUUAAAGUGAUUCAGACUACCACA
This is a messenger RNA of Labeo rohita (rohu), 4126 nucleotides long. RefSeq names its product KAT8 regulatory NSL complex subunit 1-like (gene kansl1l). The transcript is spliced from 16 exons. Gene Ontology annotation, molecular function: histone acetyltransferase binding. Lineage: Eukaryota; Metazoa; Chordata; Actinopteri; Cypriniformes; Cyprinidae. The record is from RefSeq and is a predicted model, not a curated record. Gene Ontology annotation, cellular component: NSL complex. Bases 125 to 2602 code for a protein of 825 amino acids.